Messenger RNA from Wyeomyia smithii (pitcher-plant mosquito), 2072 nucleotides. It is a transcript of the gene AdipoR, whose product is annotated as adiponectin receptor protein. The coding region runs from base 160 to 1422 and encodes 420 amino acids. Gene Ontology annotation, cellular component: plasma membrane. Lineage: Eukaryota; Metazoa; Arthropoda; Insecta; Diptera; Culicidae. The record is from RefSeq and is a predicted model, not a curated record. The transcript has 5 exons. Gene Ontology annotation, molecular function: signaling receptor activity. Gene Ontology annotation, biological process: adiponectin-activated signaling pathway.
UGCAUCAUCUCAGUGAUCAAUAAGCAUCGCUUUCAUUGUUAACGGUCUAAUAAAGGUUAAGAAAAUAUGGCUUCUCUACUUAAUUACUUAAACACGACAACAAUUUGAACAAAAACAUUGGUUAGAUUAGGAACAAAAGGCAAAUUGGUCAACAAUCAAAUGACAUCACGUUUCGAGCUCGAUGAGGCCAUUCUAAGUGAUGUUCCUCUUGAUGCGCUGUCAGUUUUUCAAAGACGGCCACUCCCGGACGAUGACAUACUGAAUGUUGUGGGAGCUGAUUACACCAUCCGUAAGCGCCGCGUUUGGGCUCCGGAGGAGGAAGAUUCUCUCGCAUCGGAAGACAUAGACCUACUGGAUGACGAUGACGAACUGGAAGAAGAGGAAGACGACGGAGUCGGCUGUCCGUUGCCUUCCACCCCGGAGGAUACUCAGUUGCUGGAAGCAGAAAUGACGGAGGUGUUAAAGGCGGGUGUACUCUCGGAUGAAAUCGACCUUGGAGCCUUAGCUCAUAACGCUGCCGAACAGGCGGAAGAGUUUGUCCGUAAAGUGUGGGAAGCAUCGUGGAAGGUGUGCCAUUUCAAGCAUCUACCAUCAUGGUUGCAAGACAACGAUUUCCUACAUAAAGGUCAUCGACCGCCGCUGCCCUCCUUCAGCGCUUGCUUUAAGUCGAUUUUUCGUAUCCAUACCGAAACCGGCAACAUUUGGACUCACCUACUAGGAUGUGUAAUGUUUAUCGGGGUGGCAACAUAUUUCAUGACGCGGCCAUCAUUUGAAAUGGAACUCCAGGAAAAAUUGAUUUUCAUGGCGUUCUUCGUCGGUGCGAUAGUUUGUCUCGGAUUUUCGUUUGUCUUCCACACGCUUUGUUGCCACUCAGAGAUGGUUGGCAAGCUUUUCUCCAAACUAGACUAUUGCGGAAUCGCACUACUAAUCAUGGGUUCAUUCGUACCCUGGUUAUACUAUGGAUUCUAUUGUCACUACAAGCACAAACUGAUAUAUCUGACGGUUGUUAUUGUACUUGGAAUGACAUCAAUCAUCACUUCUUUGUGGGAUAAAUUUUCACAACCGAAUCUCAGACCAUUGCGUGCAGGAGUCUUCAUGAGCUUCGGUCUAUCCGGUAUUAUUCCAGCCAUUCAUUACGUCCUGAUGGAGGGUUGGUUUAGUAAAAUAUCUCAGGCCAGUCUCGGAUGGCUGAUUCUUAUGGGACUGCUGUAUAUCUUAGGUGCUCUAUUCUACGCACUUCGGGUGCCCGAGCGAUGGUUUCCUGGAAAAUGUGAUAUUUGGUUUCAAUCACAUCAAAUUUUCCAUGUCCUGGUAUUAGUGGCCGCGUUCGUACACUAUCAUGGAAUUAGUGAGAUGGCAAUGUACCGAGUUACGGUUGGAGAGUGCGAUAUUCCACAUCAGCAUCCAGCGAUCGGAUUUUGAAACGUUCGCUGGACCGAACAGAGAUGCUACAAAGAAGCAGAUUGUUGAUUGUUUUCUUUCGUCGAAAAUAUAUAUUUUGCAAAUCCUUUUUUGAUAUUUAUAAGUAAAAAAUGUAUUUUUUUUGUUUUCAAUAAUGAAAUAUUAAAUUAGUUUAAUUGAUAAAAAUGGAACAAAUUUUAAAGGAAAAAAAAAAAUUUUUUUUUAUAGUACUAUUUUCAAAUUAAAAAUAUAAACUACUUAGAUAUUAUUUGACGGAUUUCGAAUCAAGCAGAUCGCUUAUGAGUCUUCAUGGAAUCACGAUAAUAUAUGUAAGGGACAUGGCUGAGCCGAGCUUGAACUACUUAGCUCGAUCCAGACAAAUAUUGAAGUAAAAAUGAAACGUUCCCAUGAUAACACCACUUACCGUAAUAUGAAGAUAAUUGUGAAUCCCAAAUAAUUGGCUUAUCAUGCAUCACGUUCACGUACAAGUGUGUUUUAGGAUAGUGCUAAUAACGAAAUUAUAGUAAAUGAGUCUAUAUGGUUUAUUUUCGAAUUAUGGUAACAGAUAAAUAUUUGUGUAAAAUAUAAUUUAUUAUAACUGAUUUCUGGUGAUUCGCCGGUUAUAACAUAACACAAAAUAUCAAUAAAUCUGCAUUAGUGGUAUAACUAAA